AUGUCCACAAGGCCCAACUACUACAAGAAAAGUAAGCAUCAUCUAUAUGGAUAUGCUGUUCGGAAUCCCUCGACCCGUAAGCCCGACCUCACUGCUCGGAUACAACAAAGUGUAAGGCAUCUUAACCGGCCCAUAUCUAUUCCUCCACUUCCCUUCCCCAUUCAUCUCCACAAUCCUACUCUCUAUCUCCCCAAGCCUCCUCCCGAACCUCUCGAAAGCCUCAAUCGCCCGUUUAUCCACCGUCCACUCUGGCGUAUCACGCUGCCCGAGGAAAACCUCGUCAGCCGAGUGCCUCGACAAUAUCUCAACAAGCGAAAUCCCGAGCACGCUCUGCAGCUGGGAUGUAAUCGUCUUCAAGUAUGCCAACUCGGGUUUUGCCACGAGCUCUUCAUGCUCGGGAGUCCCGGUUUUCGGUAUGAGCCGGCGGCUAGUGGACGGGCGGUUCGGGAGGUAGCCACCGUAAGGGUAUUGACCGAAGUUGACUGCUGCGUGGAGAGCUGA
Molecule: messenger RNA, 501 nt
Organism: Striga asiatica
Lineage: Eukaryota; Viridiplantae; Streptophyta; Magnoliopsida; Lamiales; Orobanchaceae
Source: the annotation of a GenBank genome assembly